CGCCGGGCCGGCUGACGGAGGCCGCGAGUGUCCGCCUCCGCCAGGGGCUCGCGCCCGGGGCAGCCUUUUCUGCCCCCGCCGGGCUUGGCUGCAGGCAGGGGGCUCAGCGGCGCUGUUGCCGCGGCGGGCAGGAAGCGAGGGGCGUCGGAGAGGGAACUCUAGGGAAGGAGCGAUGGACCUAUCGGGCACCUGUCACCCGCCUCUCCCAGCCGCCGCUGGCGCUCCCAGAUAAGCAGCGCAGGCUGGCGGGCCGGCCCGGAGGGGGCGGCUGCGCCGGGGGCCGGGGGCGCCGUGGGAGGGGGGGAGAUGAAAUUCCCCGGCUCGGUCCUGGUGUCCGUGUUCCUCUUCGUGGCCGAGAACGCGUUCGCGCUGUACCUGAGCAGCGCCUAUAACUCGGCCGGGGACAGUAUCUGGCUCUCCCUGACGCUGCUCUUCUCCCUGCUGCCCUGCGUGCUGGUGCAGUUCACGCUCAUCCUCGUCCACCGAGACCUGAAAAGGGACCGGCCGCUGGUGCUGCUGCUGCACUUGCUGCAGCUGGGGCCCGUGAUCAGGUGUGUGGAAGUCUUUUUCAUAUAUUUUCAAGCUGGAAGAGUUGAAGAGCCAUAUGUCAGCAUCACAAAGAAGAGGCAGAUCCCUAAAAAUGGACUCACAGAAGAAAUUGAGAAAGAAGUGGGCAGGGCAGAAGGCAAGUUGUUCACCCACAGGUCGGCCUUCAGCAGGGCAUCGGUGAUCCAAGCCUUUUUGGGUUCAGCGCCUCAGCUGACCCUCCAGCUAUACAUAAGCGUCUUGCAGCAGAACCUCACUUUAGGGAGAAGUACCUUCAUGGCACUCUCCCUGCUGUCUAUUGUGUAUGGGGCCUUGCGUUGCAACAUCCUGGCUAUCAAGAUUAAGUAUGAUGACUAUGAGAUCAACGUGAAGCCUGCAGCCUAUUUCUGCAUCUUCCUCUGGCGGAGUUUUGAGAUUGCCACACGGGUUGGGGUCCUGGUCCUUUUCAGCUCUGUGCUCCAGAUCUGGAUCCUCCCAGUGGUGCUCCUCAAUUUCUUUGGCUUUUUUUUCUAUCCCUGGAUUCUCUUCUGGAGGAGUGGCUCCCCUUUUCCAGAGAAUAUCAAGACCAUGAGCAGACUGGGAACCACCAUAGUGCUGUGCUCCCUCACCUUCCUGUAUGCAGGUAUCAACAUGUUCUGUUGGUCGGCAGUCCAGUUGAAGAUCAGCAGUCCUGACUUGAUUAAUAAGUCCCAGAACUGGUAUAGGUUGACAGUCUAUUACAUGGUGAGAUUCAUUGAGAAUGCGUUCCUCCUCCUCAUGUGGUACAUCUACAAGACAGAUAUUUACAUAAACGUGUGUGCUCCCUUGCUCAUUCUGAAGCUGCUGAUUGCAUAUUGCACAGCCAUCCUCUUCAUGCUAGUGUUUUACCAGUUUUUCCACCCUUGCAAAAAACUCUUCUCAUUUAGUAUUUAUCAAGGCCUGUUGACAUGUUUCAGAUGUCUUUGCUUUCCAUGUAAGAAGCAGAGACACAGUGAUCCAGCAGAAAGAGCUGACUUGAAGUCACCCGAUGACUCAGAAAUCCCCAUCCAGAGGCAAAAAAGUGAGCCACAGAACAGAAAUCCAAACCUGAAAGUCCCUUCUGAGUCUUAAAGGGACCAGUAGUAAGAUGGUGUCUCUCCUAAUCUGUAGCAGUCCUCUGAUCUUAUUUUCUGUGUCUGAUUGGUGGGUGUUCAGACCACCUGUAACAAUACUGCACAUGCCUUUGAGUGGACAGGAAGUUAUCCCUGCAAGUGCACCCCCUACUCCCUGCCAUCUAGCUUGUUCUGUGUGCCCCUGGAGUAUGGAAUACCUAUGUGAAUGUGCAUGUAUGUUUGUGCAGAGACUGGCAAGGAGAAUGUCAGGUUAUCUGUCCAGCAAUGUGCAAUGCCUGACACUCUAUCCAACAAAGAUUGUGUUUAUAAAUAUGAAUGAAUGAUUGUGUUCUCCUAAUUGCUAUCUUCCUCUUCAGUUUAAAAACGACAACAACAAAGCCCAGCAUGCUUUCGUCACACGGCAGGUCAGAACCUCAUGGGACUUUAUGUCAACUUUUGAAAACAGGGAAAUCUGACAUUGGAUUGUUUAGGUUGAAUGAGGAAAAAGUCUCCCUUUUUCUUGAAUUUCCUGAUUAUUCUGUCUAAAAUCCCAGCUUAUUCAUCAGAUUUGAGGAUGGUCUUAGUGUAAGAAUUGGCUUAGUUACUGCUGUGGUCAUACCAUCAGAUACAUAGGACACUUUCUGAACCAUAAGGCUCAUUAAGCAUUAAAAUGACUAACUGAGGGAGUUAUGCAGUCUCCUCUGGGAGCCUCUACAAACAGGAUACUCUUUUUCAGGAUGGUUAGAUGUAGGUCACCUUGAAAGUAGUUUUCUAUUCUCUCAAAGUCUUCUCCUUUAGUCAUAAAAUCUGAUAUUUAUUACCAAAAAUUUAUUUCAAAGUAUAUCAUAUACCCCCCCCCCCAAAUUUAGCCAAAUCGAUAUAAAUUUUAUAAGAAAAUCACUUGAAAAUUCCAGGUCAUGGUAUUUUGGUUUUCAUGACUUAAAGAAAAAACUCAUUUUUUAAAAAAGACAAAUUAACCAUAAUGUAGAUAAUAAUACUAUCACCCUUCUCCACUUCUCUGAAGAAAUGAAGUAACCAAGAAUCUACUGACUACCUUGGAUCUUCAUUUUUUUGGAUCCAUUCUGAAUCUGUACUAAUUAUGACAAACUGAAUAAGGCUUCUGAUUCAAUAAUUCCUCUUUUAUUUAUUUCUUCAAAUUGGUACCCUGUGUGGGGAUAUGUAUGUAGGUGUGUUGACAUGAAUUUGGGUAAUAUUUAUUUGAUUGUCUAGGGGAAACUAUUAUCAAAUAUCUUUAUUUUUCCCUUAACAAUUUUUCCCAUGUAAUAUCUGGUACCAGGUUGGAACAUCAUUUAAUAUCAUUAAAAAGGAAAUGAUGAGAGUAUUAGAAUGUAAGAUAAGUUUAAACCAAGAACAUUAAAUGCAUGUUGUGUCAGGGAUCUAGUCUUUUGCAUGGUUGUUCUUUCUAGAAAGAUGUAUUUAUUAAAGUUCUCACUUUUAUUUAUAAUUCACAUUGGUUUCAAUUUCAUAUAGAAAAUAUGAAAUGUACAUAUAAACAUACAAUUUAAUAUGCCUUUUUUGUUAUAUUCAGGGAAAAUGAGACUGUGUAAAUGUUUUUCACUUUAAAGAGCAUUCUCAUGUGAUUUCCUAUAUUUAUAUACUUUGGUUGACAUGUCCUACAGACUACUGAUCAAUCUCAUCUUUAUUUUUUGUUUGCAGAUUUAUCAGAAAUGCUCUUGUUUUAUCAACAUGUGUUAAAUAUUGUAUGUAUGUAAAGUCAGAAAAUUCCCUUUUUUGUUCAAAUAAGAACAAAAUAUCUUGUGUUAUUCACCAUCUUGCUGACUCUUAGCCCACAUCAAUAGUCCUUGGUACUGUUUUUUAUGCCUAAUGCAAAUCUGUGUGUGUAUAUGUGUACCCACAUGUGUUCACAUGCUAAUACAUCCUUGUAUACACAGAGAUAUUUACUGUGCAUGUAAACAGAAGCAUAUAUUUAAAGGUACAUAGACAUGUACAUAUGACCACAUAAAAUAUUUUUUCAAAAACUAAAAUAUUAGAAAUAGAAUAAAACUAAGGUUUAAAGCUGUUCUUUCUGUAGUUACUUAGUGAAGAAAAAGUUUCUGUUAUGAUUGUGUUUCUGUGCAUGACAGCAUGACUAUUCCUGGCUCCUAAUUUUGCCCCUAUUGUCCACAUUUAAAUAGUUCACUCAUCUCUCUAUCCCUCCAUUUCCCAUCUAACAAAUGUAGUGUCUGACCUGCCUACCUCAUAGGGGUGUUUUCUUCAUCAAAGUAGAUGAUGAUGAUAGCAUGACAGUGCUUUUAAAAAGUACUAUGCAACUUUAAGGUGUCAUUGCUUUUUGUCACUAAGAUCAUAAAGGAAACUUGUUGCAAUAAGAAAGGCUUUUUGCACUGGUGCCAGUGUUUUAACAGCUUCUGAAUGAAUUCUUGGUUCUUUGACCUUGUGGAAACAGAUUUGAUGGAAUAACAUCUACUUUGGUAAGGGGAGGUGGGGAAAUAUACAACAUCUGUUCUGGUUGAUGUUGUUUCCCUUAUUGCCUAUGUUUAUAAAAACUCAAAUUUAUGGAUACGGGACUGGGUCAAUAUUACCUUCUUUUUCCACAGGAUCAUAAAUAUGUAUUUGUUGCUGAGAAAGCUGUCCUUUUAAAAAAAUUUUUUUUGAUCCCAUCCUUCCACAAAAUACCUAGGAGACUCUUUCAAUAAUCACCUUUACAACUUGGAGGUCUGAUACUACCAGAUUUGAAUUUAACUCAUUUGAAAAAACAUCUUUUUGGUCUUAAAAGUGGAGAGAAGGCCCUAAAGCUGAUUGUCAAACAUAGAGCAUUUCCUUGGAAAUCACCAUUAUCAUCAAAGAGUUGUCAUGGUCCUGUAUAUAUGAGUAUUGUACUUCUUGUGAGCAUGUUGCCAGUUUUAUAUUCUGAAUCAUGUCCACUCCAGUCACUGUAAUAAAUAUAUCAUGGACAUGUAAUUUUACUGGCUGCCACUCUGCAGUCAUUGCCUCUAAUAAAUAGCUUUUUUGUUUCUUUUGAUGGUA
Messenger RNA from Sarcophilus harrisii (Tasmanian devil), 4622 nucleotides. It is a transcript of the gene XK, whose product is annotated as X-linked Kx blood group. Bases 307 to 1635 code for a protein of 442 amino acids. The transcript is spliced from 3 exons. Gene Ontology annotation, cellular component: membrane. The record is from RefSeq and is a predicted model, not a curated record. Lineage: Eukaryota; Metazoa; Chordata; Mammalia; Dasyuromorphia; Dasyuridae.